AUGGUGCCAGAGUCCUGCGGCAUCACGGUUAUUGACUUAGAAAGCAGCGCAGUUAAGUUUCCUCAAGAAAAUACAGUUAAAUGCAAAAAUGGUCAUUUGCUGUUAAUUGGAAAACCGUAUUUCCGUCCAAAGGCACGACUGUCACCUAGCACUGUUUGCUAUGAUGGGUCCAAAACAUUAGUGGAAAAGUUAAAUGCGUGCAAAUUGAUUAGCGAAGUUACUGAUGUAUUGGAUGAUAUGAUUGGAGGUUGGGCAGUUAUUUAUUACAGGGAAGACUUCAAGAAAGUACUGCUCGGACGUGAUGUAUUUGGCAGAAAAAGUUUAUUGUGGAAGCGAAUGGAUAAAAGAUUUUAUUUUUCUAAUUUCGCUUGUGAUCGGCAGCACAAUUGGUACGAUGUGCCAUCGGGUACAGUGACUGUUCUUGAUUUGUGCAAUGAAGAAAAUACCAUUAUAUUUCAUGUUUUCGAAGUCAGCGGGCCGUGGAUAGAGCAAUUUAAUAAACUGUGUCGGGUGCAGAGAAAAGUAGUUUCAGAAAGACUCAUACCUUCACAUGAACUGUCUUUUAAAAAUGUAAGUUGCGAAGACAUGGCGAAGGUUAUGUUGAAACAGCUGAAGGAAGCUGUACAUCGCACAAUUUCUAAUCUGGAUAAUUUAACGAAAUGUAUAUCAUUAUCGUUCAGUGGUGGUGUAGACAGUUUGUUAAUUGCUCAUUUGUUGGCUCAGUGCAUACCGCAGAAUAUGCUAUUGGAUCUAGUGAAUGUUGCUUUUGACAAGAGAAAGAAUUGUGAUGGAGUUCCGGAUCGACUACAAAGUAAAAAGGCAUUCAAAUAUCUCCGAUCUUACUAUCCUGAACUCUCUCUUCGUUUGCUUCUGGUUAAUGUUGAUCUGAAUGAAUUGGUACACUGCCGAAAAAAGUACAUAUCAGGUUCAGUGGCUCCAGCUUGCUCUGUCUUAGAUGAUUCGAUUGGAUGCGUGCAGUGGUUCGCCGCUCGUGGCGAAGGACUCCUGUUCGAGGAUGAGGAAAAGUCUCUUGUACCUGGAAAAUCAGAAGCCAGAACUGUAGUUGUCGGUAGCGGUGCAGAUGAAUUAUUUGGUGGUUAUAUGCGGCAUAGAACCACUUAUUUAAAGAGAGGAAGAAACGCGGUGGUGGAGGAAUUGCGUGAAGAGCUGAAAAGGAUUGGUGAAAGGAAUCUUGGGCGCGAUGAUAGAGUGGUCACAAGUCUGGGCAAGGACCUAAAGUCGCCGUUCCUUGAUGAUUUAUUUGUUGAAUGGGUUACCUCUCUACCUCUCGAAUACAAAACUGACUUUACACAACCUCGAGGGAUUGGCGAAAAGUGGUUGAUACGAGAGGCAUUAAAACUGUUAGAAACACCACAGAUGUUAUGUCUCACUCCGAAACGUGCUAUGCAAUUUGGUACGAGAAUAGCAAAUUUAGAAAAUCGAGGAGAAAAAGGAAACGACUUUUGUCCUAGACUUUUGGAAAAAUGA
Molecule: messenger RNA, 1488 nt
Organism: Cercopithifilaria johnstoni
Lineage: Eukaryota; Metazoa; Nematoda; Chromadorea; Rhabditida; Onchocercidae
Source: the annotation of a GenBank genome assembly